UGAAAAGGAAUAAAAAUAAACAAUAUACAAAAUGUGAAUACACUUAAUAAAUGAAGACUUACACUCAAUGCAAUGAUUUGCCGGCGGUUGUGUGAAAUUCUAUUGUAAAAAUAUGAGUACAUUCUUACAACUUGAAUCACUGAAGUGAAAAUGUAAUGAUAUCAAUUAGCCAACGACAAGUCUAACCGCCACAACCGAAACCAAAAUAAACACAUAAGUGAUCAUAGAUUAACCACCGAGCGACAGCAGCUAAAAUGACUUCCAACUCACCGCCACCGCAAAGCGGCGGUCUACGACCGCUGAGCGCUGCCGAUAGUGCGACAACUUCCUCGCCAUUUCGUUCGCUACUCUCAAGUCCAAUGUUGUCACGACAGCGUGCCAACAUCGCAGCACGCACUUCAUCGACCUCAUCGGUUUCAUCGCCCGCGUCUCCGCAGCCACCGCCACCACGACCCGCUUCCGUGUUGCCAAGCUUUCUUGGCAGUCCGCUCACACCGCCGCCACAGUCAGCGUCAACACACUCGACCGCAGCCGGCGGAGAACAAGGCGAUGAAAGUCUUACGACGCGCGAGCACGAGUCCAAAGCAGCGCGCUGUAGUCCACUGUUGCGUGAUGAGUCGCCAAUACCACCCGCUUCCUCUACCACGACGCACACACCUACGCCUGGUGGUGAGAACAUUGGCGCACGUGCCACAUCACCCAAUGGCACCAGUGGUAUUGGGGCGGCACAAGCCAUCUCGCCGCAUUCCUCGACCGGCUCCACCACCACUGUGCCGCAACAGUUUUGUUUGCGUUGGAACAACUACCAAAGCAAUUUGACGAGCGUCUUCGAUCAGCUCUUGCAAACCGAAUCGUUUGUCGAUGUGACCUUGGCCUGUGAUGGACGUUCGAUUAAGGCACACAAAAUGAUACUCUCCGCGUGCUCACCCUAUUUUCAGAUGUUGUUUUCAGACACACCCUGUCAGCAUCCCAUUGUUAUUAUGCGCGAUGUCAACUGGUCCGACUUAAAGGCGAUCGUGGAAUUCAUGUAUCGCGGUGAGAUCAAUGUUAGUCAAGAUCAGAUUGGUCCACUUUUGCGUAUUGCAGAAAUGCUGAAGGUACGUGGGCUGGCGGAUGUCAGCGCGGGCAGUGUGUCCGCGGAAGAAGCGGCGGCGGAGCGUUUACUGAAAGAACUGCAUUCUCCCUCCAAGUCAUGUUCACCGAAAAGAGGCGGAGAUAGCGGGUCUCCUGCUUCAAAGCGUGAACGUAAGGAUUAUAGUGAUCCGAUUGCAGAAACAGAAGAGCCGUUGGCUUUUCUGGACGCUGAGAAGAAGUUGCGUUUAGGUCGCGCUGACUGGGAUUUCAGUACGGCAACCAGUGGCAGCAGCACCAGCGGCGAUAUUCUCGGCGCCAGCAGCAAUCUUGAGUUGCGUCUUUCACCUCUGCUGUUACCACAACAACAGCAGCAUCAAAGUUCGCAACAGCAACUACAACAACAGCAAUCUCGUCAUGUACGUAAGCGCCGUUGGCCAUCAGCUGACAUGAUCUUCAAUCCGCCACCAAGUCCCUUAAGUGGACUCAUUGCAGCCGAACGAGCUGAACGCGAACGGGAGCGUGAACGGGAGCGAGAGCGGGAACGAGAACGCGAGCGAGAACGUGAUCGUGAUUGUACAAUAAUCACACCGCCUCAAACCACAUCGGCUGCUGGCGCCGCUCCCUCCAGCACAACACAGUCAAGCGCGCGUAGUACAUCGCGUCUAACACCUUCAUUACUCGAGACUGCUGCGCACUUAGACCUGCCCUCACCAUCUACAACGCCAGCACCAUCUCUCUUGCGUCCAAUGCGCACACCGCCCGGUGUAGCUACCCAUCUAACGCACCACCAACAACAACAACAGCAGCAGCAGCAGCAACAGUCACAUCUUCCCGGACAAGCGCAGUCACAACAAUCGCAUCUUCUGCAUCCGCAUCGCGCAUCGCCUGCCUCAGCGGCGGCAACACCUACACACCCGUCCAGCUUGAUCAGUGGCCAGCUAACAGCCACACCCGUGGGUAGUAGCGGUGUGAGCGGCCGUUCAGAGCAGGGUGCUGGCGCUAGUGACUCGCGGUUCGCGCUGGGCUCUCAAGCGGCUGCGAUGGCGGCCGCUGUAGCCGCACAGAUGGACUUAGGAGCGAUGGGUAUGCCACACGGUAGUGGUCCACCGCCGACGCAUGCGCCGCAUCAUCACACCUCCUCACUGGCCGAUGAUCUGGAAAUAAAACCGGGUAUUGCGGAAAUGAUACGCGAGGAAGAGCGGGCCAAAAUGCUGGAGAAUUCACAUGCUUGGAUGGGCCCAUCAAGCUCUUCAACAAUUGCAGCAGACAGCUAUCAAUAUCAAUUGCAAUCCAUGUGGCAGAAAUGUUGGAACACAAAUCAAAGUCUCAUGCAUCACCUGCGCUUCCGCGAACGAGGCCCACUCAAAUCGUGGCGUCCCGAAACAAUGGCCGAGGCAAUUUUUAGCGUACUCAAGGAGGGACUCUCAUUAUCGCAGGCGGCACGCAAAUACGAUAUACCCUAUCCAACAUUCGUAUUGUAUGCGAAUCGUGUGCAUAAUAUGCUUGGCCCUUCCAUUGACGGGGGACCUGAUCUGCGCCCAAAGGGUCGUGGUCGUCCGCAACGCAUAUUGCUGGGCAUUUGGCCGGAUGAACACAUUAAGGGUGUCAUUAAGACAGUUGUCUUCCGCGACGCAAAAGAUCUCAAGGAUGAUAGUAUAGUGCCACAUUUACCCUAUGGUCGGCACUCGCCCAUGUUUCCAUUUCAGGACGGUCCUCUCAACUACCCGGGCAUGAGUGGUCCCUGCCCGAAUGGUGUGCCCACACCCACCGGUGAUCAGAUGUCGCAAGAGGCGACCGCUGCCGCUGUGGCUGCUGUGGCGCACAAUAUACGCCAGCAAAUGCAAUUGGCCGCAGCCGUACAACAUCAACAUCCGUCGGAGGGUCCUUCGGGCCCAGGUCUAUUUAAUAUACCUCCGCAUUUGCAACCACAUUUGGCCGCCGCAGCAUCAGCUGGAUCUGGUGGCGCCGCGCCUGGUGUGCAUGGCUCCGUACCGCUACCAAAGACGAGCAUAUCUCCUGCGUUGAGUACCACAUCGAACCCCGGCGCGGGCACAAUGCUUGGACCGCGGCAUGCACCAUCGCCCUGUGGUCCUGGCUUACCAGGUCUUCCGCCGAACUUACCACCCAGCAUGGCCAUGGCAUUACAUAUGGGUCGUUGCGAUCCAACCGGUGUGCUCAGCCAGCAGCAGCAGUUGCAACACCUACAUAUGCAACAGCAGCAAGCAUUACAGCAACAGCAACAACAGCAACAUCAUCAGCAACAACAACAACAUGGCUACGGUUACGGUGUUAGUUCCAUGCCGCAUCAUGGCGCAGCCUCAGCUUCAACAGCAACGUCAGCUUCCAGUCAACAUUACCAACAACACCAACAUCAGCACCAGCAUCCACAGUCACAGCAGUCACAAGCUCAACAGCAACAGUUGCAUCAGCAGCAACAACAACACCAACAUCAGCAACACCAUCAAUCAUCGUUGGUUAGCGCGACUGCGACAAAAGCGAAAUGUCCUUCCCCCACAUCCCUACUCGAACAUCGUCGCGGCAGUCCAAGCGGUGAUUCACACCUACACUCCACACUUACCGAGCUAGGCUUGGAUAUGGGCUAUAAGACAACGCGUAGCAGCGCUUACUCGCCCACACGUCUCUUCUCCGAAGACUUGGCGGCUCUGGUGGGCGCCAGCGAAGACUCACCUCCGGGCACCACGGCGCCCUCUACCAAUGUUAGCAGUACCAGCACGGUGACGACGUCCGCAACGUCUGGCAGUCACCCGGACGUUAGCAUUACCUCGAGUGCAACGAGCGGUAAUAUAAGUUCCAGUAAUAUAAAAAUCGAACCCAUCACGACCAGUAGCGAAUAAAUUAUUGUCUUUCCUAAUUAAGAUGUUCUUAGGUUCAUUCGAAGUACUUUAUUUUUACUUGCAGUUUGGAGGCAUAAUUUUUGUGGGUAUAAAAUUUCAUUUCUCUGUUAUUGUAUUAAACAAUUUACGGAGAUACGAAAGUUCUUGCAGCAGGGUACAAUAUUUAACUCUAUUAAUUAUGAACUUUAACCUUUUCUUUGAAUCCGACAUAGUUUGGACUCCGGGUUUCAAAUCUUUAUUCAAAUUAUUAACACCUGUUAUGAGGUACAAGACAUUUUUUUGACUCGCGCUAAGUUUUUACAGUCGAGCAAAGUCCAAAACUUGUAGCGUUGGUUGAUAAUAAAGUAGGGGUCUUGUAAUUCAUCAAUUACAAUCUAAGGUUACACCUUUUAAUUUCUUCAAACUUGAUUGACUCCUGAAGUAUACAACAAAAAGGGAUAAUAAACUCCUAUAAUAUGUCUUCAGAAGAGGGAUUCCGUGUCUGACAGAUUUUUUCACUUUUUUGUAUUAUAUCCGGUUCCUUGGUAGAGUAAUUAACCUCAAAAACUGUGCCUCCAGACAUAAGUUUUUGAAGAGAAAUAUAUUUUUUCAAAAGUCCAGAGAAGGAUAUACGAAUUGUCACCAAAACCACAAGAGAGAUUUCGUUCAAAUUCAAGUUUUUAAUUUUGAAAAUCAUUAGCGAUAGAAACACUUAUAAAAUAUUUAUGGAAAUGUAUUAUUUUUUAUUUAAGAAAAUAUAUAAUUCUAUACUAAGUAAGAGUAUGCUUCCUAAGUAAGAAAUACAAGUAAUAAUAAAUAAAUAUGUCACAUAUAAAAUGUAAGAACAAAAAAAAUAACAAAAA
Molecule: messenger RNA, 4771 nt
Organism: Zeugodacus cucurbitae (melon fly)
Lineage: Eukaryota; Metazoa; Arthropoda; Insecta; Diptera; Tephritidae
Gene: bab1
Product: protein bric-a-brac 1
Exons: 4
Coding region: 255-3929 (1224 amino acids)
Biological process (GO): regulation of transcription by RNA polymerase II
Cellular component (GO): nucleus
Molecular function (GO): DNA binding; protein binding
Source: RefSeq, a predicted model, not a curated record